Symbiodinium natans is the source of this 1278-nucleotide messenger RNA. NCBI's taxonomy places the organism in Eukaryota, Dinophyceae, Suessiales, Symbiodiniaceae. The record is from the annotation of a GenBank genome assembly.
AUGGGCCUCUCCGCCCUUGUGUUCAUGCGUCCUGCUGGCAGCACCUUCCGAGCUGAACUUCAAGUCGCUGAAAAAGAAGCGAAGAGUCUGGUUUCAGAAGACAUCGAACUAGACCGCAGUUCUUGUCAUGCCUAUGUGCUCAUUGUUGGCGAUGGCAUCUUCUCCCACUGGGCCUCAAUCUGGAUUUUUGAGAGUGGAGAUGUUUACUCAGUGGAGUUGACAGCCAUCGAUCCCAACGGAUACCGUUGGUGGGAGUGUACGUGCAAAAUGCGCAGGUUGCACUCAGUUCCCACUCUGGCUUGGAGCAGCUUGUCCCAGCAAUCAGCGGCUCUUUCCGGCUCUCUUUGGUCGUACUUUUUCUCCGAUGCUGCGUCCUCUGCUGCCGAAACUUUCUCCGCCAGCGGAUCAAGUGAAAGAUCGCCAGACAACAUGAUGCAAGUUACAGCAGUCAUCGAUUUCAUUGAGAAAACGGAGAAGGAGUUCCGCAAGAGCCCCUAUGCACCUACGUUUGCCCGCCAUCGCGAGCACAUCAGAAUCAGCAUCAUGGACUUCAUGGAAACCAGCGGAAGUCGACUCAUGAGCGGCACCUUUGAAAGCAAUGGUGUCGACAUGUUGACAUGCACCGACUUGAUCCAAAGUAUCUUCACUUCUCCUGCUGAGCUUCGGGAAAAGGCUCGAAGCGUACCCCUCCAUGGAGCUUUUUAUGACUUGCUCUUUCACAACUGCCAGCUCUUUCUCCUGCAGCUUAUCUGCCAAAGAUACUUGGUGCCCCUCAAAGUCAUGCCGCUUGCUGUGGGCUCCGUUGUUGCUAGCCCGCUGCUGCUUGUGAUGGAGCUCACGUUUUUGGCUUUGUUUCAGGCACUCCAGACUACUCAGACUACAGAUGUGGCCGCAGUUUUUGGUGUAGCAUGGAUUUGCGCAGAGGCAUACCUGGCGUAUAGGUAUCCUCGAGAGAACAGAUUGGACUACCUUCCAGGGAUUGCGGCUUUGCUGAUCACAGUGCUUCUCCUCAUCUAUCUCAGACGUCAGGGAACUGAUCUGGUGACCGCCAUUCCCGUUCUAAGUUUGCUGUGGGACAUGGUCAUGAUCUUGGAGUCGAUGAGAGUCAACAUGGUGCACCAGAGUCGACCUUUGACCUGGUUAAACGCUGGCUUGUUCAUUCUGGCGGUCGGCCUGGUUGCUCGUGUGCAAUUCCUUAAUGGAUGGCCUGUUCAAGACCUGUUGAUAGUUGUGCUACUGGCGCCGCUACUACUCUGCGAUUGCUCGUGUGGGAACUAA